This is a messenger RNA of Morchella sextelata, 378 nucleotides long. RefSeq lists its product as uncharacterized. Bases 1 to 378 code for a protein of 125 amino acids. The transcript is spliced from 9 exons. The record is from RefSeq and is a predicted model, not a curated record. NCBI's taxonomy places the organism in Eukaryota, Fungi, Ascomycota, Pezizomycetes, Pezizales, Morchellaceae.
AUGUGCUCUACCGCCGAUGGGUAUCGAAAACAGUUAGAAACUAAGGAAGGAAUAUCGGGAGGCCGCAUUAAUCUAGUGAGACUUUAUUACACUUCCACCAAGAUCGAACUGUGUGCAUUUAUCAUGAUUCAAAAAUUUCUGCACCUAGUAGAAUCUCUUGGAACGUCAAUCGAUAGGGCCGAGACUCAGAUUUCUUCCCGGAACGAAAACGAUCAAUGUAACAUACAUGAGCCUUUAAAUCAUUUGUUCAUUUUGUACAAUUGUCCCGUUUGCAUCGUACUUAUUAGCUUAUGUACCUACACACAUAUCUUCGGCGAAGGGAAGACUUUGAGUACUUCUAAGAUGUUUAUACUACAUGUAUGGUGCGCACACUCUUAA